This is a messenger RNA of Haemonchus placei, 1038 nucleotides long. The record is from the annotation of a GenBank genome assembly. Lineage: Eukaryota; Metazoa; Nematoda; Chromadorea; Rhabditida; Trichostrongylidae.
AUGGAGCAGCAAGAGGAAAACAUGGUUUUUUCCGGUGAUUUCGAAAUGACUUGGACCGACGCAUCCCUCAAGUGGAAUCCAACCGAGUAUCAAGGACUGCAACACACUAAUGUAUACGAAAAAGACGUAUGGAAACCCGAGAUCACCAUAUACAACAGUGUCGGCCAGGAACCAGUAAUAGAGAACGAUCGACGCUUGGCCACACUGACUCACGAAGGGCAAGUGCAGAUGUCCAACCCUUCUAUCUACACUGUGCGAUGUAAAUUAAACAUUGCAAAGUUUCCAUUUGAUCAGCAGCUGUGCAAGGCCAAAUUCUCGUCUUGGGUAUAUACAGACGAUGAACUAACUAUCAGUGCUCCACUACAUGAAUUGGAUUUGUCGAGUGGAAAGUAUCAAGGCAACAGCGAAUGGGAAGUCAAUUCAGUUACCAUAGACACACUAUUGACUACAGGUGAAGACAACAGGACAUUCCAGGAGCUGCACUACUCGAUCAAAAUAAAGCGUCAUUCGACGUACUACGUUUACGUACUUUUUCUUCCUACUUUCAUCACCACGGCUCUUUGUUUGGUCGGCUUGUUCAUCCCCUUCAACAAUGCCGGCGAACGAACAGAAAGAACGACACUUGGACUAACAACACUUCUGUCAUUAGCCGUUAUUCUCAACAUCAUUGGUGACGACAUGCCAAAAUCGUCCGCUCUACCACGAUUGGCUACAUUCGUUCUUGCUGAGAUCCUGCUGUGCUGUGUUGGAGUAGUAGUGACUGUUGUCCUCUUAGUCGCGCAUCAACGCAUACUCACUAGGCAGCUCAUUCUUCCAGCUGGAAAGAACAAGAAUCGAAGAAAGAAUGAGAAGCCCAACAAGCUCGGAAUAGAAACCCUGAUAUCCGCCCAUCAGUGGAGAGAAGAACGAAAUGCGAUGGAUGAGCUCAGGGAGACUUUACAAGUGAAUCUUUUCAGUAUAGAACCUAUACACAACUUCUAUGCUUUUGCGAAGAGUAACCCUUGCACCACAAAGGGAUCAUACUGGGGAAACCACUAG